UAACACAGCACAGAGGAAUCUGUCCUCCUACCCCUCUCUCUCACUUGGCCCCGGGCCCCUGCGAUAGAGCACUAAGCGGGGACUUUUAGUGAUACCAGGGGGUGUGGAGUUUGGACAGUAACCCAAGCCAGUACAAACAGCCCAAAUAUAUCCACAGUCACUCUGCAGUUGGGGAUUGAGUGGGCAUCUGGAUGAAGACUGGCGCUAGAGUAAAGACCAAAGUAUAACAGAAGGAAAGAAAGUUUAGGAUCUUUGUUUUAUCUUUGUCUGGGAUGAACUUCACUUUGGGCUUCAAACCAGCGAUGGGAGAUUCAAGUUCAGUGGAGAACUUAGAGAAACAGCUCAUUUGCCCCAUCUGUCUGGAGAUAUUCACCAAGCCUGUGGUCAUUUUACCCUGCCAGCAUAAUCUCUGCAGGAAGUGUGCCAAUGAUGUUUACAAGGCCUCCAACCCUCUUUGGCAAAACCGGGGCCCUGUGUCUACAGGGGGACGUUUCCGCUGCCCAUCUUGUCGUCAUGAGGUGGUAUUGGACCGGCACGGUGUAUAUGGCCUUCAGAGGAACCUGCUAGUGGAGAAUAUCAUUGAUAUCUACAAAUCAGAGUCUACCAGGCCACUCCUGCCCAAAGCAGAGCAACAGCAGCUGAUGUGUGACCAGCAUGAGGAUGAGAAGGUCAACAUCUACUGCCUCACCUGUGAGACACCAACAUGCUCCAUGUGCAAAGUGUUCGGGGCUCAUAAGGACUGUGAUGUGGCCCCGCUGCCAGACAUCUACAAGAGACAGAAGACAGAGCUAAGUGAUGCCAUAGCCAUCUUGGUGGCCGGAAAUGACAGAACACAGGCUCUGAUCUCACAGAUGGAGGAUAUUGGUAGGACAAUCAAGGAAAAUGGUCACCGGCAGAUGCAGUACAUCUCUGAUAAAUUUGAUGAACUUUACGCCAUCCUAGAAGACCGCAAAAGGGAACUGAUAGAGACUGUCGGCCGUGAGCAGGACCAAAAACAGGGCCAUGUGCGCUCCCUUAUCCGUCGCCACGGAGAUCACUUGGAGAUGUCCGUCAAACUUGUAGAGACCGCCAUCCAGUCCAUGGAGGAACCUCAAAUGGCUGUGUUCCUGCAGAGCGCAAAAGAAGUGUUCAAGAAGAUCACAGACACUGCCAAGGCUUCCAACACUGAGCGGACGGAGGUGGGCUACGAGAGCAUGGCCCACUUCAUCAUUAACACGGAGGAUGUGGCCGACAUGCUGAGAGGCAUCAACUUCCAAACAGGUGAAGAUGUGGAAGACCGCGGUGAUGAAGCCCCUGAAGACCCGACCACCUCACUUGGUCAGACUGGUGAAUCAGGGAGAUGCAUAUAACUUAUUUUUAAACCCAAGGUUAGUUUCAAAGAGGAUGUUUCCUCAAAGGACGGUUGACCCCAAAAUGAAAAUUAAUUUAGUCACCCUAAUGUUGUUCCAAAUCUGUCUGUCUUCUGUAGAAUCAAACACUAAUGGAGCCCAGUGACUUCCAGUGUAUAGACCCCCCCCCACCCCAGACAUUUCUGAAAAUAUCUUUUUUUUUAAUGUUACAUAGAAGAAACCAAUUCGGGUUUAGACUUUUCUUUGUACUUCUUUACACGUUCUAACUUUUAUUUAUGUACAUGAUGGUCUGAAAACUUUCUAGAAAGCCUGCUGUAUCAUAUUUGAUACACCAAUUUCUAAGUCCUCUAAAUGAUCCAUACUUUGUCUUAUUGUACACAAUCUAUUACACACCUUCUGUUAUGUUUAUACAUUUUUAGCAAAUAAAAGGCAUUUUAGUAUAAUUCUGAAAACGUCCACCUUCUGAUAGAUGUGUCUUUUUGCUGUACGAUAUUACUGUGACAUCUACUGAUUUUUAUAAAGUAAGAAUAAUUUGAAUAUUUAAAAAAAACUUACUGGACUGAAGCAAGUAGGUUUACU
Molecule: messenger RNA, 1928 nt
Organism: Cyprinus carpio (common carp)
Lineage: Eukaryota; Metazoa; Chordata; Actinopteri; Cypriniformes; Cyprinidae
Product: tripartite motif-containing protein 54-like
Exons: 8
Coding region: 273-1349 (358 amino acids)
Molecular function (GO): zinc ion binding
Source: RefSeq, a predicted model, not a curated record